CUCUCUCUCUCUCUCUCUCUCUCUCUCUCUCCCUGUUCCUUCUCUGGAAACUCUAAUCCCCUCUCAUCACCUUGGCCAUGGAUAGAAAAUUUGAACCCUAGCAAGACAAACCAUUCUUUAACUUGGGAUCUGAAACCCUAGUUCACCAGCAAUACCAUCUUCACACAUGGAGGCUACCGGCACAAUAUCCGACAUCGCUCCUAUCAAUUCUAUGGAUAUCGAAACGUCCUUGCACCUCCUUGCCGUUCUGAUGCGGCAGGGAAAUCCCGCCGGACUAGCUGAGCUCGCCUUGAGAUCACCGAUAGUGCCAGAUCUCAUGAAAAGCCUUUGCCAGGUUCUGAGAUCCCCGUCGAAGUUUACCUCUGGUGGCUUUAUGAGCUCGUCCAAUGUGGCGGUCGACGCUUUUGAGGAGUUUAUGACGAGAGCCGUUGCAUGGUACGUGCCCAGGGACACGUUUAGGGAUUCGGGACUGAGGAGGGGAAGGUGGAAUGUUUCCGUGACAUACGUGAGGAAGAGGAAGGCCCCGAGCUCGGGCAACGCUUCUGUAUUGUUCUCAAGAUCAAAGAGGAGGACAUUGAUGAUUCAUGAGAGAGAUGAGGGAGAACCUAUGAAAGUUGAAGGGCUGCCAAAGCUUUCGUCCCUCUUGAAUGAAAUUCCAGGGCAGGAAAAUUUUGAGGUUGCUAGUCCUUUGGGAAAUGAUUGGCAUUCAGUAGGACCGAGGAAAUUUGAUUGUAGUGUUGUUGGAUUAGAACAAGCAUACAAUUUUCCUGUUGUCCUCCACGGUUUGAAUUGUUUUGAAUCAAGAAAUAUCAGCUGCACCAAACAAGGAUAUACCAGGGCAGGUGAUGCUUAUAUUGCAAAUUCCGUGUUUCCUCAUAAGAAAGUUGUUGGCUUAUAUGAAAAAAACUCGCCUGAUGUUGAACUUGAUGCUAAUAUUAUUAAAGAACAAGCUCUUCAAAGGUUGGUGUUGGUCGGGCCUGAUUUUAGACCACUUUCGGAUCAGACUUCACCAGUGAAUCAAACUCUGGGAGAAGAUUGUAACACUAUUUCUCUUGAGUUGGGCUUUUUUGCCGAUGUUCCUGAAACACCUGUCCUUGAAAGGCCAAAUAAUAUAGAACUGAAUUUUGGGACAUCCCUGAUGGAUGGAGUGCUGGAUCAGACUGCACUGGAUCAGCUUGAUUAUAAUAAUCAAAGUGCCUCUAGAUUGGCAUGCUGUUACCAACAGGUUGCUAACGUUGUUAAUGAGAGAAAGUUGCAUUCCAAAGAUGAUGCAUUAAUUACUGUUGAGUUGGAGACAAAAGAAACACCAGUUGAUUCUAGAACAACAUAUUUUCAUAGGAAGGAAACAUCAAUGAUGAACGAUGAAUUUAUAGAUGUUGGCAAGAAUUCAGCAGUAAUAGCUGAAGAUAAGCAGUGGACUUUUAGUGAACCUUGCAUAAAAGAUCAUAUUGCUUCAGUUGAGCUGCAAAAUUUAAUGGGGUCGAAUAUUGCAAGCAAUAGCACCUCUUCUACAAAGGAACAUAAUGUAAAUUUCCAGGUUGGUUUAAUUGCCAAGCAGAAAGUAAAAAAUGUUUGCAAUGUGAACCUCCAUUCUAAAGAAAAUAGGGUGCAUGCUUCCACUAAGAUUACCAAGAACUCUUCAGAUCAGAAGUUGAUGCCUAAUUUAGAAUCAUUUAUCAUAGUGGAAGAAGAGGGUUCAGGUGGCUAUGGCACUGUCUACAAAGCUAAAAGGAAAGAUGAUGGAAAAAUAUUUGCGGUUAAAUGUCCUCAUGCAAAUGCUAAUUCACACCAUGUCUAUAAUGAGCUGAAGAUGUUGGAACGAUUUGGAGGACGCAACUUUGUGAUUAAGUAUGAAUGCUCUUUUAAGAAUGGAGAGUCAGAGUGCUUCGUCCUAGAACAUGUUGAGCAUGACAGACCUGAGAUUUUGAAAAAAGAAAUUGGUAUGUUUGAGCUCCAAUGGUAUGGUUUCUGUAUGUUCAAAGCACUAGCAAGCUUGCAUAAGCAGGGUGUUGUGCAUCGCGAUGUCAAACCAGGAAACUUCCUCUUUUCCCGCAAAGUAAACAAAGGUUAUCUCAUCGACUUCAAUUUAGCUAGUGACCUGCAGCAGAAGUUUUGCAGAAACAGCAAACGGAAGAUGCCAACUGCGAAUGUAAAUCCAAAUUCUCUUCCGGAAACAAAGUCAAGGUCAAAUAUCCAUUCGAGGAAAUUUAUUGACCAUGUCCUUUUGGAGAAUGCAAGGAAAGAAACAGCUAACGAAUCUAAGAAAGUUCUAACAUCCAAGAACUCAAAGAAGAAAGCUCAGAGAGGUGAUAUAGAUGGUUUUCCUAUUGUUGACAGAAGCAAGCAAGUAAGCCAAACGGCUGAUGGUUCAGGUCUGACCUCCACAAAGGAUCAAACUAGCAAUAGGACUCCAGUGGAUUGGUUGAAGCAGCCAAUUCCUUGCAAGGGAAGGAAAGAGCUUAUCAAUUUUGUACAUAAGGCCAUGCACAGUCCCCAAAAUUUGAAGCCUGUUUCAAAUGGUCCUUCUUCCCAGAGGAAAAGAGUUGCUGCACCAAUGACAAAAACUGAUUCAAGGCUUCUAAUACUUACUCCCAUGCCAUUGCAUUCUGGUGGUAAUCCCGUGGCUGGUGCAGGCAUUUUAAGAAACAAAGCUAGUGGGAAGGUCAAGAGAGAAGGUCCCUGUGUUGGAACCAAGGGCUUUCGAGCUCCAGAGGUAUUAUUCAAGUCUUUCCACCAAGGUUGCAAGAUUGACAUCUGGUCUGCUGGUGUCACAAUGCUUUACUUAAUGAUAGGAAGGGCUCCAUUCGGUGGUGAUCCUGAACAAAACAUUAAAGAAAUUGCAAAGCUGAGAGGCAGUGAGGAUUUAUGGGAAGUUGCCAAGCUACACAAUUGCGAGUCUUCUUUUCCUGUGGAUCUGUUGGAGGUCGGAUCACUGAAAUCAAUGGAGCUGAGUGACUGGUGUGUGAAGAACACUAGGAGACCGGAAUUCCUUGAGCUCAUCCCUGAAUCACUCUUUGAUCUAGUUGACAAGUGCCUCGCCGUAAAUCCACGGCGCAGAUUCUCCGCCGAGGAGGCUUUAAUGCACGAGUUCUUUGCCCCCUGCCAUGAGAGCAUUAGAAAGCAGAGGCUCCUAAGGAAAGUAGUUACUACCUCAGAUCCUUCAAGCAGCAACUCUUGAGAAAGCUAUUAUCAUCCCUCUUCAUCCCCACUUGCUGUUAAACCACAUUGUUCCAGCAGACAACAAAUAGGAUCACCAUAAUCCACUGAAUCUUAGCUAUAAGUUCAACGGCUAGUCAUGGCAGCUGUUGUGAAUUUUGGAUUCAUUUAGGAGGUUUAUGUAAAUUAUAAUUUGUAUGGUGGUCCUGUAUGUAACAAGGCAUUGAAUUUCCUAAAUUGGAGUUUUUAGUUAAGAGCUCAUGUAAGAGUGUUGGUCACAUUGCUGGUAGACGCUCGAGCCUGUUGUGGUUUUUAGGAAGACAUGAUGAUGAGUGGAAAACAUGGAGAAGCUUUUAACUUCUGAGAUUGUUGUUGGAUUAUCAGAAAUUGCUGGUUUGAUGAUCAG
Molecule: messenger RNA, 3562 nt
Organism: Dendrobium catenatum
Lineage: Eukaryota; Viridiplantae; Streptophyta; Magnoliopsida; Asparagales; Orchidaceae
Product: probable serine/threonine-protein kinase cdc7
Exons: 16
Coding region: 167-3178 (1003 amino acids)
Biological process (GO): mitotic DNA damage checkpoint signaling; protein phosphorylation
Cellular component (GO): nucleus
Molecular function (GO): ATP binding; protein serine/threonine kinase activity
Source: RefSeq, a predicted model, not a curated record